This is a messenger RNA of Python bivittatus (Burmese python), 4349 nucleotides long. The record is from RefSeq and is a predicted model, not a curated record. Lineage: Eukaryota; Metazoa; Chordata; Lepidosauria; Squamata; Pythonidae.
AGCACGGGCAAGGCUGGCUUCGGCUCUCCCCGAGGGCCCGGCCAGCGCAGGCGGGGGAAAAGCCGCGACGCCUCUCCUUGUGUGCGGGCUGUGCCGCACGUCCCCUCGACUUGAAAGAUGACGCUCCGCCGAAAGGAAGGCGAGGCGGCGAGAGGCAGGCAAGAGGCGUGUCCGCCCGGCAGAAGACCUUCAGCCGAGGCUCGCCUUUGGCAGCGGGAGAGACGACAUGUCGCUGCUGCCCUCUCGCCGCCUGCGUCGGGCGCUGCUGCUCUUCCUCCUCGCCUUGCUCUCGGGAGGCGCUUCCGCGCAACCCCCGACGGCGGAGCAGCGCUGCUUUUGCCAGGUCACGGGUCAUUUAGAUGAUUGCACUUGUGAUGUAGAGACUAUUGAUACCUUCAACAACUACAAAAUUUUCCCCCAAUUGCAAGAACUUCUUCAAAGUGAUUAUUUCAGAUAUUACAAGGUUAACCUGAAGAAGCCUUGUCCUUUCUGGAGUGACAGUAGUCACUGUGGAAUUAGAGACUGUGCUGUUUAUCCAUGCACAUCUGAUGAGGUCCCUGGUGGAAUUAGAUCAGAGAGUUAUAAGUAUUCAGAAGCAGCUGCUGCCACCACCUUUGCUGAAGGCUGUGAAGGAGAAAACCUUGGGGCUGUUGACAAAUCUUUGAGUGAAGAAACUGCACGGGCUAUGAUUCAGUGGACUCGGCAUGACGAUUCUUCAGAAAACUUUUGUGAAGCUGAUGAUAUCCAUUCUCCUGAAGCAGAGUAUGUAGAUUUGCUUCUUAAUCCAGAACGUUACACUGGCUAUAAAGGGCCUGAAGCCUGGAAGAUUUGGAACAGUAUUUAUGAAGAAAACUGUUUUAAGCCUCGCUCCAUAAAAAGGCCUUUAAAUCCACUGGUUUCUGGCAGAGGAGCAAGAGAAAAUGAAGGGAAUAUGUUUUACACCUGGUUGCAAGGUCUCUGUGUGGAGAAGAGAGCUUUCUACAAGCUCAUUUCUGGUCUUCACGCAAGCAUCAACAUUCAUCUCAGUGCUAGAUACCUUUUGCAAGACACAUGGGCAGAGAAGAAAUGGGGGCACAAUGUGACAGAGUUCCAGCUGCGUUUUGAUGAGGUCUUGACAGGAGGCGAAGGCCCCAGGAGGCUGAAGAACCUUUAUUUCAUCUAUCUAAUUGAGUUACGGGCCCUCUCCAAAAUCUUGCCCUUUUUUGAACGCCCCGAUUUCCAGCUGUUCACAGGGGAUGACGAUCAGGAUGUAAAAACCAAGAACCGCCUCCUAGAAAUCCUCCAUUUAAUUAAAUCUUUCCCUUUGCAUUUUGACGAAAAUUCACUUUUUGCUGGAAACCAAAAAGAAGCUGCCAAGUUAAAGGAAGAAUUUCGGCUCCAUUUUAGGAACAUUUCAAGGAUCAUGGACUGUGUAGAAUGUCUGAAAUGCCGCCUUUGGGGGAAGCUGCAAACUCAGGGUUUGGGAACAGCACUGAAGAUCCUCUUUUCUGAAAACCUGAUAGAAAAUAUACCAGAAAAAGGUCCUUCCCACAAAUUUCAUCUCACAAGGCAGGAGAUUGUGUCCCUCUUCAAUGCUUUUGGAAGGAUUUCAACAAGUGUUAAAGAAUUGGAAAGCUUCAGAGACCUCUUACGACCUCUUCAGUGAAUUGAUCCUGAUGAAGACCACCUCCCUUGUUCUGUGCAGAUUGGUCUCAGAGUGAUUUCUCCUGGUGUAGCGCCAGCAUGGUGCCAUUCUUGGCAAGAUGAGGAAAGUCAGCGUGGAUCACAAAAAACAAUCACACUUUCCAGCUUACAAGCUUAUACUUGGCUCUGAGGUAGCUGAAAUAUUCAUGCAAGACUCAUCUUCCAGAGCAGGAUAGGCAGAUGUUGGCCUUAGGCAUUGUUUUUUUUAAUGAGGAUGGGGGAAUUGUAUCCUUUCUAAUAUUGCUGAACUACAACUCCCAGCAGCUUUUAUCAGCGUGAUCACUAGUGAGGGAUGCUAGGAGUUGUACUUCACCAAUAUGUGAAGGACCUCAGGUUCCUUACCCCUAGUUUACUACAUUUCUUCCAGCCUGGAGGAUCUUAGUGCUAUUAAUAAAAAACAUAGUGCAGCCAUUCUAUACAUUUUUCUGCUUAACAGACGUUUUUGUGGAAGGAAAAAGCUAGUUGAGAAAACCAUGGUUACAAAUGAGAGAUGAUGAUGACAUCACCUGGAUUCCCUGCAAAGUAACUGCAUGGUAAAAUGCCUCAUUAGACACACGAUUAGAAUCUCUCCGUCUUACAUAGCAGUGUCUCUUAACAAAAAUUAAUUUCUGCUUCAGUGUCCUUAAAUCAUCUUGUGUAAAAUGCCUUGUUUGAUUACAUCAAGAUCAACCUAGUCUUGCAUUUUUGAUUGAAAUCCCAACAAAUGGGAUCUCACAAAGCCACCCAUCUCACACACAGAGUCACUUUGUGUGAGAUGGGCGACUAUAUAAAUGUGAUAUAUAAAUAAAUAAAAUAAAAUAAAAUAAAAUGAUAGGAUCAGAAUUACAAGGGCCACUUAGGGCAAGGUCCACCUGCCUGCUCAAUAUAGGAAUUGAAAUUAAAGCAUUCCCAGCAGAUGGCUCUCUAGUCUCAUGUGGUUUGCGUGUCAUCUUUUGAAGCAGAUUGGAAGUGGAGCUCCAGAGUUAAUCCUUCCAGUCAAUUCCUAUUUAUCAUUGAGUUGUAUGAGAUGCCCCCUUCAUUCUCCAAAAGUAAAAGCCAAGCUCUAAGUCAAAAGCAACUAGUCCCUACCAGGCACUCUCCAGAGAUCCCAUUGUACAUCUCUUCACUCCCAGCCAAAAUAGCCAUUAGCUAUGCUGGCUGGAAAUGAUGGAAUUGAGAAUACGUUACUGUGGUUUUUGGUAGAAUAAUUUUUCACCAUUUGGUGCCUACUAGAUGUGUCAGGGUUUAGAGCUAUGCCACAGAAGAUGUGGGGCUAUGCUCUCAUAGCACUUGUUUGCAACUCCUUGAGCAGAUGUGUCUUCUCCUGGGACACUGUGCCUACCUCUGCAGCUGCUGGGUGAUUGCAGAAAAAAAUCAAGUUUGGUUUAAGGAGUUGCAGAAAGGUGAUUCAUGAAUGCCCCAUGAACUCUGAACCACCUUAACGGCCCUAUUAGGAUCCUAUUUUUUUCCCUCCCUCUUUUUUGUUGUCCCUCCAUAGAGUGUGUUUACGCAAUCUUUUGGUGAGUAAAGGAAAGAUUAGAAGGUUCGGUUAAGGAUAUUCUGAUCAUAAAUCAAGUUAUUUAAACAAAUGUUUUAUUAACAGAAGUCAUUGCACUGGGUUUUUGAAUUUUAUAGAGCUGUAUGAUGUGUUCCAUUUCACAGAGCUGUAGAUUAUGAAUCUUUGCAAGUUUUAAGAAUAAUAGUAAUAAUAAUGUAAUCCUAUCGGAACUUGAGGUAAAGUUACACCCUGAUUUUUCCCUUUCAGUAUAAUCCACAGCAUUUCCAGAGUAAACCAAGGAAAGAUGCCAGGAGUGUAGAAAAGGGAUUCGUAUCUGUAGUCAUGAUCCCCUCUCAUCUCCCCGCUUAGAGGGCUUGAUGCAAUUUGGACACUAGGCUGCAACAUUUUACACCCUGCUGUGAGAGGUUUCAGGUUUCCUUCUUCCCAAAUGUUGCAUGAAAAGAAUGGCUCAAAACACUCCAUAACUGCCAAGCUAUUGCUCUGUGCCAGACUUCCCCAACUUGGGCACUCUAGCUAUGUGUUCCCAGGAUUCUCAGCAACAAUUAGGCUGGUUGGGGAAUUCUGGGAAUUGAAUUCAUGGGCCUAUAAGGCACCCACAUUGGGGAAAACUACUCUGUGCCAAGAUAAACUUUAUUUGCCUAACAUUGCAGGGGGGAAGGGGGUUGUAAUAAAACCCUAGGGAACAUCUGCCACAGAGCUAGAGGGAUUUAUAACUUAGCUUAUAACAGCCUAGAGGAGGUUUUUUUAAUUGCCUGGAAAACAAUAGGUACUCAGGGAACUACAGUUAUAAGAGCCCACACCUGGGCUUUCCUUUCCAAUUCCCUGCUGUUGCACAAAUGAGGACCUUUGCUCAGAUUCAGGAGAGAUUGGAUGGUUCAGAUCAACCAGGUCAGUGUUUGGGCAAUCCUUCCAUUAGCUCCGAAACCUCAAUAGUAUGUUUGCUAUUGUAGGUUGGCAGAAGAGGAGGGGCAGCCUUAUAUUUAGGCUAGCCCUUGAGAUUACAAGCUGGCAAAAUGGGAAUUGGGUAUUUCAAGCUUAAAGCAAAUAAAGGUUUUUUUGGCCUCACCAUUAAAUGUAAUACUUUUGAGCUGAUUCUACUGUUAUGUUAGUGUUUCUCAACCUUGGCCACUUUAAGAUGGGUGGACGUUCAACUCCAGAAUUCCCCAGC